UGGUUUUUCGAGACAGGGUUUCUCUGUGUAGCUUUGCGCCUUUCCUGGAACUCGCUUUGUAGACCAGGCUGGCCUCGAACUCACAGAGAUUCACCUGGCUCUGCCUCCCAAGUGCUGGGAUUAAAGGCGUGCGCCACCACCGCCCGGCUUGAGAACAGCACCUUUUAAGGCAGUGGUUCUCAACCUGUGGGUCCUGACCCCUCUGUAGUUCAGAAGACCCUUUCCUAGGGUCACCUGAAACCAUUGGAAAACACAGAUAUUUACAUUACAAUUCAUAACAGUAGCAAAAUUACAACUAUGAAGUAACAACAAAAUAAUUUUAUGGUUGGGGGUCACCACAACAUGUCACAGCAUUAGGAACCACUGCUUUUAGACAUUCAGCCCCAGCUCGGCUCUCAGACUCCUCUGAAACAUCAUCCACAAACCAAGCUUCUGCCUCUCUGUGAGGACACAAGCAUGCUUAUCUCCCUUCCAAAGGGGUUCUACCACACCCAGAUAACCAAACCUUUACUCAGGUCAUCUGAGACUGUGGCUCUUCCUGGAACAUGAGUCACAUGCAUCUCAAAGCUUUCUUCCAGGAAAACCCCCGAUGUCUCGUACCUGACUUCCCUCCCAUUAUGAUGUGUGUGCAGAAGAACGAAGCAUGUUAUACACUGCCUUUCAAUUAUUGAAUGGUAGCAAGUGGCAAGGGCUCCUGGCUUGCUGCUUCACAUCUGCAGGCUAAAAGUCCAGGGAGAGCGCCCUGGGCUGAUGGUGGUCCUCACAGGCCAUCAGCCACACUCCUGAAUCAUGCUGCAAAUGUGCGACCCAGCAGCCACAGCUGUUGAGCACUGAUUGGUUAAUCUUCCUUGUCAAUUUGACUGGAUUUAGGAAACAUUCUUUUAGGGGGUGUCUAUGAAGGUGUUUAACUGAUUAGAGAACCUCUAUUCUUUUGUGUGUGUGGGGGGGAGGUGGGUUUCAGGACAGGGUCUCUCUGUUUAACAGCUUUGGCUGUCCUAGAACUCGCUUUAUAGACCAGGCUGGCCUCGAACUCAAAGAGAUCCACCUGCCUCUGCUUCCCAAGUGCUGUUAUUAAAGGCAUGCACCUUUUUUGGUUUUAUUUAUUUAUUUAUUUAUUUAUUUAUUUAUUUAUUUAUUUAUUAUGUAUACCAUGUUCUGCCUGCAUGCAUGCCUGUGUGCCAGAAGAGGGCACCAAAUAGAGGCACCAGAUCUCAUUACAGAUGGCUGUGAGCCACUAUGUGGUUGCCGGGAAUUGAACCCACAACCUCUGGAAGAGCACCCGUGCUCUUAACCUACAAACCAUCUCUCCAGCCCCUUAAAAAUUUUAAUCUAAAACGUUUGCAAAGGCUAGAGGUAUACCUCGGUGACAGAGCACUUGCCUAGCAUGUGAAAGGCCCUGGGUACAAUUCCCAGCACUGCAAUAAUCAUCAUUUUUUAAAAGUGAUGAUGUUACAUUAGUUCUACAUUGCUAAGUUAUAAAUUCUUAUCAACUCAAUGACUUAAAGCAGUUCCCACUUCAUUUCCCUAAGUCAGAAGCCCGGCUCAACUGACUUUUUGUUGUUGUUGUUGUUUGGGUUUUUCAAGACAGGGUUUCUCUGUGUAGCUUUGUGCCUUUCCUGGAACUCACUCUGUAGCCCAGGCUGGCCUCAAACUCACAGAGAUCCACCUGCCUCUGCCUCCCGAGUGCUGGAAUUAAAGGCAUGCACCACCACCGCCCGGCUCAACUGACUUUUUACAGGAGCAGACAUGUCAGUGUGCCUGGGCAUUUGCAUGAAAGAUAGCCAUUCACCACCAGGACAGACUUUAAGUCUGUUUCUGAUGGCAGAUUGGGCUUGCACCCAGUUUCCCACCUUUCAUCUGCAUUUCAUCCAUUUCAAAUCCCUGAGAGCCGUGAGGAACACUGGAAGCAGUCACAUACAAAUCCACUUAAGACUCUCUUAAAUGACGUCCUCCAGAUCCUGUGAAUGCAGCCCAGCUUGCCUUCUGAUUGUCUCCUAGGGGCCUGUCUCCCCGUUUGUCUGCUGAGACCAAUUAACUUUGACAAUGUCCCUGAGCAGUGAAGACAGAGCUCUCCCUUCCCCUCACCAGGAGUUUGGGAAUGCAACUAAAAUGGUGUUUGGCUUGUCUUAUCCAGAAUGAGGAAAGGAAGCCAAAGCCUGCCCCACUGGGCAAGGCCAGCCCAGGUGCCUGGUUAGUAAACAGCUAAUCGAUUUGACCGGCAGAAGGAAGAUCUGUGCAAAAGAGCUGGAGAAAGUUGGAGCAAGUGAGGCGACUCAGUGGGCAGAGGAGCUCGCCAGCACAACAAGCCUAUGGACCGGAGUUCUCUCUGGGGUACCUACACUGUGGAAGGCAGAGGGCACCAAGUCCUGCAAGGUGUCCUCUGACUUCCACCCACAUGCCGGGAAUGUGCACACACACACAUAGAUGCACACUAAAAAAUAUAAAUAAUAGAACUGUAAAAAAAUCACAUGUGCACAAGAGCACAUGCAUGUACACACACACACACACACACACACACACACACACACACACACACACACACACACACACACACACACCCCUAAAGUGUAAAUCCUACUACCCCUCCUCUGACACUGCUUCUGAAACUGCACCAAAUCAUUUUGUCUUACGCAUGGCUAACUUUUGAGAAUAAGGCACCGGGCAUAUCAGUAAUGACUACAAACUGGGGUUUCUUUCCUUCAUUUUUGGAGGAAAGCAAUGUUCCUUGUUAUUUUUCCAGGCUCAGGUUUUGAGGGGAAAUACUGUCUUCCUGGCUUCUCAAGGGUGUUGCUCUGGCCCCUAGUUUAGAAAAUGGGGCUGAGACUUAAUGCUUCUGUAGGCCGCUGGGUGGCCCAUGGAUGGGGUUUUCCUGAUUGGCUCGGAGAGAAACUGCUAUCAGGGUUAGAGAAGCUGGGAGUUCUGGAAGACCAGGCUUUAGACCUCCAAGGUGGGAACCAGGGGUAAUGGGGUGAAAGACAAGAAAAUAAGCAGUUUACAAUCCUGUGUUAGCAAAAUAAACUCUGGGGCGGGGCAAUAGAUACCAGGAUCUGUUCUUCAGUUCAGGGCCCCAGCUGGAAGCCAGGCUGGGGACAAAUAGUGCCAGGAAGGACCUCCCAGAGCAAAUGACAUUCAGACUAAGCCCAAAGAAGCCAGUUCAAGGGCACUGUAAGAACCACCAGCCAGGUCAUAGGAAACAAAAUAUAAACACCCAGAAACAGUGAAAUAUACAAAUCCAAACAACAAAAUACUAUUUUUUUUUCCGAGACAGAGUUUCUCUGCGUAGUCCUGGAUGCCCUGGAACUUGCUCUGUAGAUCAGGCUGGCCUCAAACUCACUGAGGUCAGCCUGCAUCUCCCUCCCAAGUGCUGGGAGUAAAGGCACUGCCCAGCCCAAAAUACUAUUUUUCAGGAAUCAAAAAAAUCUUCGGAUGUUAACUGCAGCCAGGAUGGACAAGUCCAGGGAGAGGAGUUCUGUACAUAGUUUUACAGUAAAAGGAGAAAGAAAAGGGACAGGGUGGGAUUCUGGGAAAACAUUUUGGAAGCAUGCAUGAAUUAAGCAAACAAUUUCAGUGCUCAGUAUUUACCAGGAUAUGCCCUCAAGUGUCCCCAAGUUAUACUUCCAAGGGAAGACACUGUAGAAACGUGUCCUGCUGGGAUCAGUGAUAAAAUAAUUCCUGCUAUGUCUACACAGGUAGAGAAAUACCAUAAACCACACAGAAACAAAUGGGGUCUCCUCCUAAUCCCUCGACCAUCCCUCCUCACACUUUGUCUGCCAGUCUGUAUGCAGGAAUCUGUCCUUUCAAACUCGACAGGGAACGAGUGGUGUAUGCAGAGCAAAUUCUGUUUGUCAAAUUCCCAGUGAAAACAGCCAUUAGCUUGUUAAUGAAGGAGCAGGGGCCUGCAGGGAAAUAACAUCCCCACAGAGUUUCAGGAACUGGCAAAGAGGUUGAAGGCUAAAUGUGACUAGGGUGGGGGUAGAGAGAGUGGGUGUGGACAGAAUUCCUGGGCCCGCCCAGGGUCACAGUCUGGGUCUGCUGGCCCGUACGAAUUUGCUGAAACUGUUAACCAAGUGAAUCACCAUAGAGGCCUAUGUCAGGAGUGGGGGAGGGUUGUUGCUUUUGUGUUUUGCAUUUUUUUUUUAAGAUUUAUUUUUAUGUGCGUUGAUGGUUUGCCUGCCUGUAUGUCUGUGUGAGGGUGUCAGAUCUUCUGGAACUGUUGUAAAUUGCCAUGUGGGAGCUAGGAAUUGAACCUCGGGUCCUCUGGAAGCGCAACCAGUGCUCUUAAGCGCCGAGCCAUCUCUCCAGCCCGUGUUUUGUAUUUAGGGGCUGUCUGAGUUGUGCUUGUUAAUACCUGCCUGUGAUCCCAGAAUUUGGAGAAACAAAGGAAAGAAGGUAACUGACUCCCAGGCCAGCCUAAGCUUGAGUGAGAGCCUUUCUCAAAAGAAGGGUUAGAACAAAUAUAAAGUAGGGUCUUGCCCUGUAGCACAGGCUAGCCUUAAACUCACUCUGAAGACCAGGCUGGCUUCUAACUUACUCCAAUCCUCCUGCCUCCACCUCGUACAGGCCUGUGCCACCAUGACCUGCUUUUGUGACAGACAGACAGACAGACGACAGCUUGUUUCUAAUACCUGACUGCUCAUGUCGCGUAUGAGAAUAAAUCUAAAAUAUUAAAGUAGAAUGGAUGGACCUGGUAUCUAUCCCACGGCUAACAACAAGUACCUGACUUUGGGUCCUUGAAGCCUUGCCCCGUGGCAUUCCACCCUGGUCACACACAUGGAUGUGCCUCCUCUGGAGGCAGUUUCCGAUGGGACAGGAAGACUGGCUUCCUUGGGCUCUGAAACCUCUCACUCGAACAGCAGCCUCAGUGCCUUUCUCAGAAACAGGGAGGUGACCGCCAUCGUCUUAAGUUCCGAAAUGAGAACUCCGGUAUAGCGCCUUCAGAGUACGGGGUAUCACGCGGGGUUGUAUGUUUCUCUGGGAGUUGUGCCACAGACCUGCCCAGCAUCUAGCUAUAGAGGGAUACUCCAGAUACAAGGCGAGGCACUCCCCAUCACUACAGAGAGAGACAGAGACACAGAGGAGGAGAUGGGGGGAGGGGGAGAGAGAGAACCAGUAAAUUGCAGCUCAUCCACUUAGCGUAUUGGGCAUGUUUGAACACAGAAGAAUCAAGUUUUAAGCGUCAGGUCCCUGCAGGUCCCCGCGCCCACCCGCAGGCUCCGGGACGCACGUUUGCAAUUCAGACGCCGCUGGCAAAGAUUCGCUCUUACUCCCCGACUCCAAUCCCUCCGGGACCUUGACCUUGACCUUGCUCCUCACCCAAACAAGUCCUCGCGGCUCGCCAGCCCAUCUUCCCUAGCCACCCAAGCCUCCCCAGCAACCAGCUCCAUGCGGCUUUUUAGCAAAUUCAGAGUUAAAAGUCGGUAGUGAAGUAUCAAAUGCCUACAUAUUUAUACAUGAUGCUUAGCGGUUCCUAAAUAAUGACCUUCGUGUUGGAACGGCCCCGGUAGAAUAUCUUGACUCUCUCCCUUCGACCCCCUUUUUCAAGAGAAAAGAAAACCUGUAUCUAAUCAGACACUGCGGGCUAGCCAAGCCCACCGCCCGGCCUUGCGGUGUGAAGGCCUGGUCAUGGGCGUGGGGCUCCGGUCUCCCCGCCCACCUGAGGGUCCUCCCGCCACCCCAAGGGUUUCUAACGAAGGAAGGAAGAUCUCUCGGAAGUCCUUUCUCAAGGUCAAAGCGGUCUGUAGGAGGGAGAGGCCCCAUCCCCCCUAGUCGGCUUGGCUGUUGACUGCCCUAAGAUUCUCUGGGACAGGCGCAUUUCUCAUCUGGGAUAUCUUUCUAAUUUACUAUUUUUCACUUCGGGAAAUUAACCUUUAUGAAUUAAAGCCAUUUGCUAGUACUGUUUUCCUUGUAUUUUUCUCCAACAUUUUUACGACCCGUGGAAGAUGGCGCACUUCUCGUCCAGUCUGGUUUUACUUGUGGUUGUUUCCAGUGCGUUUGAAUCUGGACUCAUUGCUGGGUUGGGCCACCAUGAGCCAGCUAGUCCAUCUCCGAGAGGCCUGGCCAUCAGACAUAACAGCCUUCGGAACCAGGAAGAACCUGCAUUACGAUCUCGCUCUUUCCAGUUUGUGCCUCCCAUGGGGAUAGAGAACAGUAAGUUGCUUAAUAAAACUUGCUGCCUGAAUGGAGGGACCUGUAUCCUGGGGUCCUUCUGUGCCUGUCCACCUUCCUUCUAUGGACGCAACUGUGAACGUGAUGUACGAAGAGAGCACUGUGGGUCUGUCCUCCAUGGCACCUGGCUGCCCAAGAAGUGUUCCCUGUGCAGGUGUUGGCAAGGCCAGCUCCACUGUUUUCCUCAGACCUUUUUACCUGGCUGUGGUGGUCAUGUGAUGGACAGUGAUCUCCCAGCAUCCAGGACUCCGGGACGAGCACCAUCUGUGCUGACUACUUUCAUGCUGGCUGGCAUUUGCCUUUUUCUGGAAAUGAAAGUGUAGCUGUCUGUCAUAUGAACUCAAUGCCAGUAUCCUAACAAAGAUGAUCAUUUGUCAAUCAUUUGGAAGUAAUGCUCAUAGUGAUCCCUGACACCCCCCUCAACGCUAACUAGGCCUUACCUUUGCACAGCUCUGCCCCUUUCUGGCUGUGCUGGCAGUCAAAGCCAUAGCCUGUGUGUGCCAAGUGCUCUAACACUGAGCUAUAUCCCAGCCUAAAAGCCACUCUACUUAAGAACUGUACUACAUGGCCACAUCCUGGUUUGUUUUUUUUUAAAUUUAUUUCAUUUUUAUUUUAUGUGAAUUGGUGUUUUGCCUGCCUGAGGGUGUCUGUCCCCUGUAACUGGAGUUACAGACAGUUGUGAGCUGUCAUGGGUGCUGGGAAUUGAACCUGGGUUCUCUGGAAAAGCACUCAAUGUUCUUAACCACUGAGCCAUCUCUCCAGCCCACAUCUUGUGGUUCUUGAUAAAAAGUAAUUCUUAGCAUUUCUUGCUAAUACUUUUAAGCAGUUCUUAAGAAUAUUAAAUCUUGGGUUGGGGUUUAGCUCAGCAGUAGAGCGCUUGCCUAGCAAGCACAAGGCCCUGGGUUCGAUCCUCAGCUAAAAAAAAAAAAAAAAGAAUAUUAAAUCCUGAUGUGCAACUGAGAGUAAAUUCAGAGUAGGGGAAAAUUGGUUAAGAAAUUGUCUUUUAAGAAAAGAAAAGUAGGGGUUGGAGAGAUGGCUCACAGGUUAGGUGCACAGGCUGUUCUUCCAGAGGCCUUGAGUUCAAUUCCCAAUAACCACAUGGUGACUCUCAGCCAUCUAUCUGUAUUGAGAUCUGGUGCCCUCUUCUGGCCUGCAGGGAUAGAUGCAGGCAGAGCACUGUAUAUGUAAUAAAUAAAUCCUGAAGGAGGAGGAGGAGGAGGAGAAAGAAAGAAAGAAAAAAGCCAGAUGAUGGUGGCACAUGCCUUUAAAUCCAGCAUUCAGGAAGCAGAGGCAGGUGAUCUCAAGUGAGUUCAAGCCCAGCCUGGUCUAGAGAGCGAGUUCCAGGAUAGCCAGGGCUACACAGAGGAACCUUGUGUUGAAAAACCAAAAAAGAAAAAUAAUAGGCCAGGCAUUGUGGCACAUGGGUUUAAUUCCAGCACUCAGAAGUGCUGAAAGAAAAAAAAUUUUUUUUAAAAAAAAGAUUUAUUUGCUUAUUAUGUAUACAGUGUUCUGCCUAUAUGUGACCCUGCAGGCUAGAAGAGGGCACCAGGUCAUAUUACAGGUGGUUGAGAGCACCAUGUGGUUGCUGGGAAUUGAACUCAGGACCUCUGGAAGAGCAGCCAGUGCUCUUAACCACUGAGCCAUCUCUCCAGCCCCAAGAAAAAUUACCUUACAGGGAAGCUGUAGAAGUAACUCGGGUCUGUGUGGAGGGACCAACAGGAUAAGAAGGAAGCAACUAGAACAGAGAGAUUGGGGAAAAUAGAAUGGAUUGUUUGAUGCUUAGGUGGGGACAGAGAAGGGAGUUAAAAGGUUAAGUCAUUCAGCUGCCCUACUAAGUGCAGCUCAGGAGGCAAAGAGGAGGACUCCCAAGAAUCCAUGGCCAGCCUGGGCUACGUAGUGAGUUCCAGGUCACUACAUCGUUUCUCCAAGCUAUGCAAUUGUAUCAACUGUUGUAGAGGAAAGAAAAUGUUUAUAAUAUUAGUAGUAAGCCAAAUUAUAAAACAACAUACUGUAAAGUCUGUUUUUAUAAUAUAUUGUUUAAGAGUAUGCACAGUAAAAAUGGGAACUCUGUUGAUCAAGA
Messenger RNA from Peromyscus californicus insignis, 8245 nucleotides. It is a transcript of the gene Cripto, whose product is annotated as teratocarcinoma-derived growth factor 1. The transcript has 6 exons. The record is from RefSeq and is a predicted model, not a curated record. NCBI's taxonomy places the organism in Eukaryota, Metazoa, Chordata, Mammalia, Rodentia, Cricetidae. The coding region runs from base 5940 to 6488 and encodes 182 amino acids.